Panicum virgatum (switchgrass) is the source of this 2312-nucleotide messenger RNA. RefSeq names its product NADH dehydrogenase [ubiquinone] iron-sulfur protein 2. Gene Ontology annotation, biological process: mitochondrial electron transport, NADH to ubiquinone. The transcript is spliced from 3 exons. The coding region runs from base 1302 to 2261 and encodes 319 amino acids. Lineage: Eukaryota; Viridiplantae; Streptophyta; Magnoliopsida; Poales; Poaceae. Gene Ontology annotation, molecular function: quinone binding; NAD binding; NADH dehydrogenase (ubiquinone) activity. The record is from RefSeq and is a predicted model, not a curated record.
GAAGUCCUCCCUCCCUUUCUUUUGGGGGUGCUGACCCGCUGCGAGGCAGAUAUGACUAAGUGACAUAUUGAAUAUGGCGACGACUACAGCAUGUCGUAGAAGGAGAUAAGAGGUGGAGCCAACGACCCACUAAGACUCACGUAUCUACAAUUACAUUCCCGAGCGGCAGUCAAACGGAGGCGUGAAUGCAAGAUGCCAGCGGAAUGAUCGACCGGACAGAGGCUAGGGCAGCUUUCUUCCCACCGCGUCCUUCCUUGUGUGUCGGAGAUAUAAAGCGAGUGCACCGGAAAAGAAGGGGAACUGAGUCGAUCUAUUCCAUGGCGAAGCAUCCGAAGCAUAACUGCACACUCACACGAUCUUUGCCGAGAGAUAGGAGCAUUCGGUGGAACCGGUGAACUACACUUGCUUCUUGAUAGAUGUGUGGGACAGAGGGCUCGUGGUACCUGCUGCCCACCCUUCCUCCGCUUUGAUAACCGUGUGAACGGAGAGUGGGCAGAGCAAAAGGGAAGGAGGUCCUCAUACGGAGUCGCACACUUGAGCAGUGCGGGAGACUGGAGAAUGGGUCGAGUAAACUCCCUUAGGGCCGAUUAAAUCACAGACGAGGUUCUUUAUUUUUUCUUUUUUAUUUGAGGGGAUGUUCUACAAAAAUCAAGGCAGAGGUAAAUACUUCGAAGAGGCGGCUCGGUAGGGAUGGAAUGGUCAAUCGUCAAGUCAAGGAUGACUUCUUUGUUGGCGAAACGAUGGGGGAGAGAAAGCACGCCAGUGAUUCUCUGAGCCGGUCUUCAUUUCCAACGCCUCGGGAAACAGGUCGAGAUAGAUGACAGCACCUUUUUAUCCUCUUCCUUACCGGGAAGGCGCACUUCUCUUCUUCUUCUGGCCUUCACCUCCUGCCCGGCCCGGAAAUAGAACCCAGCCCCCUUUCUGAUCCAUUCAUUUCUGCAAGCAGGCGGGAUCCUGAGCUAAGCCCCCCUCCUAUUCGAAGCCGGGUGUGGCCUCGCCCUUUUGCUCUUCCUUCGGUUUGGCUCCACGAAGGCGCCGCCUAGACUAGGAGCCCCACUCAUAUUCAAAAGGCGCCCAGCUUUCAAGACGAUGAUAAUAAGUAGUUAGGCUGCCAUUUUUCCAAUAUCAUGGAAUAGCAUGGCCCGGGGCUAAGGUAACUCCAGUGGGAGAGCCGUGUUAUGGGUGACCUUAUUGCACGGUUCAGAGAGCACUUGUGUAUGUGAUGCAAGUGAACGUGUACGAAAAAGCUGUCGUAAAGUUUCGUUGUUCGUUCCGUCGUUGACCCUAUCUAUGUUUCUACGAUGGCCCAAGAACACGCUCAUUCUUCAGCCGUAGAGAGACUUUUGAAUUGUGAGGUACCAUUACGAGCUCAAUAUAUACGAGUGUUAUUCUGUGAAAUAACUCGAAUUUCAAAUCAUUCACUUGCUUCAACUACUCAUGCUAUGGAUGUGGGAGCAUCAACUCCGUUCCUUUGGGCUUUUGAGGAGCGGGAGAAAUUGUUGGAAUUCUAUGAAAGAGUCCCGGGAGCCAGGAUGCAUGCCAGUUUCAUACGACCUGGUGGAGUGGCACAAGAUCUGCCUCUUGGCUUAUGUCGAGAUAUUGAUUCCUCCACACAACAAUUUGCUUCUCGUAUCGACGAAUUAGAAGAGAUGUCAACCGGCAACCGUAUCUGGAAACAACGAUUAGUGGAUAUUGGUACUGUCACUGCACAGCAAGCAAAGGAUUGGGGAUUCAGUGGUGUAAUGUUAAGAGGUCCUGGGGUAUGCUGGGAUUCGCGAAGAGCAGCACCUUACGAUGUUCAUGACCAAUCGGAUCUUGACGUACCAGUAGGUACCAGAGGAGAUCGCUAUGAUCGUUACUGUAUUCGUAUCGAAGAGAUGCGACAAAGUGUUCGGAUCAUUGUGCAAUGUCCUAAUCAAAUGCCUAGUGGCAUGAUCAAAGCCGAUGAUCGUAAGCUAUGUCCUCCAUCACGAUCUCGAAUGAAACUAUCCAUGGAAUCCUCAAUUCACCAUUUCGAACUUUAUACAGAAGGUUUUUCCGUACCAGCUCCUUCUACCUAUACCGCAGUUGAAGCACCUAAAGGUGAAUUUGGUGUCUUUCUUGUCAGUAAUGGGAGUAAUCGUCCCUACCGUUGUAAAAUAAGAGCACCUGGCUUUGCCCAUUCACAAGGACUCGAUUCUAUGUCCAAACAUCACAUGCCAGCAGAUGUAGUCACCAUCAUAGGUACUCAAGAUAUUGUGUUUGGAGAGGUAGAUAGAUAGGACGUAGUCUUGCUCGAUCAGGACCCUUGCUUUAUUGCGAGCCAAAACAGC